UGGAACAGAACGUGUAAUCUGGGACGGACUCUGACAUUCUGUUACACAAAUGACAGUGAUCAAAUAAUGUCCCUCUGUAUAACUUCAUAUAUGGAUUUUUUCUGGUUUGUGGAUAUGACAUCUGUAGAAACUUUGUCAAGGGAACAAUGUGAGGAUAAUAUCUCUGAUUACUGGAUCAUUAUUUGAAGUUUACCAUUUGGAGAUUUUCUCUCACCUGUGGAUAUGUGGCCACUGAGUGCUGUGAUUGUUUUACUCUGUUGUACAGGUGUUUGGUGUCAUGGAUGUAAUCUGACGGAGUUGUAUUUUCAGUCCAGGAAUUUCUACAAUGUUCUCCGAUGGGAUGAUGUUGAGAUUGCAGGUCAAAGCGCUCUCUACAGUGUCCAGUACCACAUUUAUGGAGAAACGUAUAAACCGGUGAUAUGGUGCCAGAACAUCUCUGUUCCUCAAUGUGACCUUACGAAUGUGACGACUGAUGUGGCCUCUAGAUAUUUUGCCAAGAUUACUGCCAGUGGACAGUGUCUGGGCGAAGUCAGGCACUUCACUCCUGUUGAACAAACCAUUUUGGAAAGACCACAGUUGUCAGUAACGUGGAAUGAUACAUCACUGAUGGUGAAGGUUGUACCACCGAUGGGUCCUGACAAUCUCUCCAUUGAAAAAUGUUUAGGAACACCAUCCAUUAAAUACAAAGUUAAUCUGACGCAUCCCGAGUCUGAAGCUGGAAAGGUAUUUGAGGGCACGUCUGACUCAGUGGUUAUACGGCUUGUAAAGAUGGACACACAGUAUUGUGGUGAAGUGGUCUAUUCGCUCACAGUUCCCUUUUCACUUCGACAGAGUGAAAAUGCCUCCUUUUGUGUGACUGUCUCAGCACGUAAAUCCUGGUUUCUCAUAAUUCUACCUCCUGGUCUGCUGGCUCUUCUCCUGCUGAUCGUCAUUCUCAUAGUGCUCUGCCAGCAAUCUGUGAAAAGAAAGCAUUCCUUGCCGAAAGCCUUGAUGCUGCCAAAGAUCAACACUCAGCUGUUUUGUUCACAUACCUGGGACGACAUAUCCAAAGUGCAGGUGUGGUCGGGAUUUUGCGAUAUCAGCCAAAAGCUUCCACAAGCCUCUAUUCCUCAGGAGAGGUCAGAGGUCAUGUAUAAUUGUACUGGUUAUGCAUCUCAAGACUCUCAUGACCCUGAGUGGAAGAGUGACUCUGUUGGCAGUCAACAGGAAAUGACAAGCGACAUCUCCGAGCCUUCUGUCAUCUACAGCAUGGUCGUGGGUCGUUCAGAUGUCCAGAUCUCGGAUAAUCCACCAACUGACGGCAGGAUUGAUGAGACCAGCUCGAAAUUAUCUGGACUACAGUCGGUUUGGGUUGAAGGGACCAAUGUUUCAGUGGACCGAAAGCUUACAGACUCUGAUACCAACAACAAGCCCCUGGUGGUGCCGGUUACACCUGGUUCUAAUGGUACAUUGCAGCUGCACGAAUUUCUCUUCCAGAGUUCUCUGUUACUAGCUCAUGAGACUUUACAUGGAGAAAGGAAACCUUUACUAACGGAUCUAGUUAUAGAGGACUCGAGGAGUAAUGUAGCUUACCCGCCUGUACAUGUUUCUGAGAUCUCUGUUGGCCUUUCCUCGAGUUUCUCAUGUGAGACGUCAAACUACAGGGAGAACUGUCUGCCAGGUAUGUCUUUGAAAAGACAUCAAGACCAGAGGACGUAUAUUCUAAGGACUGAUCUCCUUGAGAGUUCGACUGAACCAGAAGAAGAGGAGAACAUAGGAGAUGGAGAAGAAUCAAGAGUUGGUUUGAUCUCUCUGGACAGAUGGAUGUUGCAAAUGCAAGGAUGAUCUUUGUCUUAACUCGAAAAUGGGGAGUUCCUCUAAACUGAGCAUUGCUGGUCACUUGCAUUUGUUGUGGAAGCUGGUUUCCAGCAUGGGAUGCUGGUAUGCUGUUGUUAGCAACCUGGCUUCUUAGCUAGCUUGAUCGGCAAGACGUCCUUGUUCAGGCCAUGCUGGCUGACUAGCGUUUUUCGCUGGUGACUAGCACUAACCAGCAUAAACCAGUCUGGACCAGCAUGGAUGCUCUAUCUAAUGCAGUUCUUCAGUGUUUCCUGGAUCAGGCAUUAAGACUUCUUUUCCAAAAGACUAUUUCAACUGAAAUUUGUUGCCUAUCGUAAGGAUGAAAAAAAAAACUUGAAUAAUGCUGUUCCCCCAACUGAAUGGAUGGUUGUCAUUGUACAUGUUAUAUGAUGUAUGUAAAUAGCCACUUUUAUUUGUUAUAUUGUUUGUGCACUUUGACUGAAACUAAGCUGUAGCAUUGCCAUGUUCACAAGUGUUCACCUGCUGUUCCAAUUUUUUAUUUUAACUUAUUUGAUCAUUAAAUCCAUUCACGAGUUGUAAUUCAUGAAAUUUCAUUAUGUUGGCUUGGCAAAACCAACAUACUGUUGUUCUACAGACUUGGUUUAGCAUUCUCUGAAAAUCUCUAAACAAAGAAUAGCAUUUUGGACUGUUAGUCAUCCUAGAGCUUUCAAGCUACAUCCACCAACUUGGCACAGACCUUCAGACCUUCAGAUGUUCUGACUCAGGUUGCUAUGACUUUUCGAACUGAUCGGAAUUACGUUUUUUACACAGUGGACGAUCAAAAAUCCCCCAAAUCCAAUAGACUUGCACUGAAGGAAUGUUCAAACAGGCCAAGACCAUUCAAACUCCAAUUCAUUUUGACUUAAAUUUAACAGUAACAUUGAUGGGUUUGACAGUAUUUGUACAUUAUAUUUAAUUUACAGCUCAAAAUAACCAUACAAAGGAUUUCAGACUUGAGAUGCAUGUCUUUAAGAACUCAUAAUAAACAUGAGCGCACAAUGCCAGCAGUUUCCAUGCUCAGGAAUUUGCAUAUCAGACAAAAGAUUCUCAUGUUUCUUUUACUUUCUAGCAAUGAGGAAGUCCUGAAAUGUAUUUUGUACUGCACCGCUGGUCUCAAAAUAACAGAAAAGGCUCAUUGUUAUAGGAAAA
Molecule: messenger RNA, 2985 nt
Organism: Myxocyprinus asiaticus (Chinese sucker)
Lineage: Eukaryota; Metazoa; Chordata; Actinopteri; Cypriniformes; Catostomidae
Exons: 7
Coding region: 223-1824 (533 amino acids)
Molecular function (GO): protein binding
Source: RefSeq, a predicted model, not a curated record